Vigna radiata var. radiata (mung bean) is the source of this 995-nucleotide messenger RNA. RefSeq lists its product as uncharacterized. The coding region runs from base 276 to 995 and encodes 239 amino acids. NCBI's taxonomy places the organism in Eukaryota, Viridiplantae, Streptophyta, Magnoliopsida, Fabales, Fabaceae. The transcript is spliced from 2 exons. The record is from RefSeq and is a predicted model, not a curated record.
UAUUUUGAAAACUCUUUUGGAAGGAUUCAUACACACAAAUCCACAGUAAUACAUAGAAACCAAGCAACUCAACAUUUCACGUUCAUUUUCUUACGUUGUAUCGUAUCAAAUUUUCCCACGUUCACAAUUUUUAAUGGCCACCACCACCCGAAUCCAAACACAAACAAUCUUUCUCUUUUUCUCCUUCAACCGUCGAAUCCUAAACGCCAACACGACACCGUUUCUCUAACCGCCAAUAUCGUCUCAGAGUUCUCCUCGAGGCUUGUCUUCCCAACAUGGAGCCCCCAAAAAGGAAGCCCAAGGUUCACAUGUUUCGAUUCCUCCGAUGUUUCAAACCCAGCGGCGUCGUUUCGCGGGAACGCAAAACACCGGACCCGCUUCUCACUUACAUUGCCGUGCCGGAGAAGCACAUGUUCCCGACCGUGUUGACGUCGGCUUUCACAGCGGCGAAGGGUGGCGAAGGAAACGCGAGUCACUGGAAAAAGACGGACAGAAAUAAGAAUGAUGAUGGUAACAAUAAUAGUAACCUCUCUUUUCGUCGUGCUCUUAUGUCGGCUUUCAAUCAUACGUCAUUGGGCAAGAAGAUGAGCCGUAAGAGGAAAACAAAAAAAGAUGAUUUCUCAAGAGAAAGUUCAAAGAACUUAUCAAACUAUUCUUCCUAUUCUUCUAUUUUUACUACAACUUCAUCACCAUCUUCAACUUCAACCACAUUAAGUACUAUUUCAACGGGUACUGUGACUUCAACCACAUCCUGCGAACCCUGCUUAACCCGAUCAUUGGCAAUGGCUAAUGGAACAAGGAUGCUGAAACACAAUCGAAAACAUGGUUCAAACAUUGCUGUCACUGUGUUUUUCAUCACUGCUCUUCUUGUUUUAAUUCUGUGGGGUAGGUGUUAUGCCAUAGCUUACACUGCAAUAGGCUUCUUUGUCGUGCCUAGUCGUCGAAGGACUUCUCAAGAAACCGAGUUAAUUAGUUCGGUUCGGUUCAAGAAGUAG